Messenger RNA from Pediculus humanus corporis (human body louse), 1008 nucleotides. RefSeq lists its product as uncharacterized. Gene Ontology annotation, biological process: negative regulation of DNA-templated transcription. The transcript is spliced from 4 exons. Bases 1 to 1008 code for a protein of 335 amino acids. Lineage: Eukaryota; Metazoa; Arthropoda; Insecta; Psocodea; Pediculidae. Gene Ontology annotation, cellular component: nucleus; cytosol. The record is from RefSeq and is a predicted model, not a curated record.
AUGAACGAUCCGAAUUACGACAGCGAUUCAUUGGACAACGGAGAUAUAGAAUUGAAAAAAAUAAUACCGGAAGUAAGCGAAGAAGAAUUACGAAAGGGAACGGAAUCGAUAAUAUUUGAAUAUUUCGAACAUGGAGACACUCGUGAGGCCACGUUGGGAUUUUACGAAUUGAACACGGGUACAAAAAGAUUCAUGAUCGUACAAAUAGCCAUUGAAAUAGCUAUGGAACACAAACCGAGUCACAAGGAAAUGAUAUCCGUUCUUUUAUCUGAUCUCUAUGACAUUGUCCUUUCGUACAGGGACUUGGCCAAAGGUUUUGAUGUACUUUUAAGAAAUCUUUCCGAAUUGAUUUUGGACACUCCGGAAGCUCCGAAAUUUUUGGGUAAUUUUCUCGCUCGUGCCAUAGCGGACGAUUGUCUUCCGCCAAAAAUAAUAACCACAUACAAGGAAAAAAUCGAUGAUGAACAUGCCAAUGCCGCUUUGUCGAGAGCGGAAACCUUAUUAAAACACGGUCUAGUCCGACUCGAUAACGUUUGGGGCGUGGGAGGAGGAGGGCUCCGCCCCGUCAAAUACCUCAUAAGGCAAAUGAAUCUUUUGCUUAAAGAAUACCUUCUCUCGCGGGAUUUGGAAGAGGCGACAAGGUGUCUUCUCGAUUUAGAUGUUCCUUAUUUUUAUCACGAACUCGUGUACGAGGCCAUUUUGAUGACGAUAGAAGCCAUUAGCGGUCACACGGAGGAAAUGAUGUGUAAAUUGUUGAAAAGUCUUUGUAACGCCCGAAUAAUAACUCCCGUCAUGCUGGAAAAGGGAUUUUAUAGAGUUUUCGAAGAUAUGCCAGAUAUAUGCCUUGACGUUCCUUUAGCUUAUUGCAUACUCGAAAGGUUUGUCGAACGUUGUCAAAAAGCCAAUUUUCUCACCGACAACAUAAUUAAACGAGUUCCGUCACGUGGAAGAAAACGUUUCGUGUCCGAGGGAGAUGGAGGACGAGUCAAAGAAAAUCAUUUUUAUUAA